Williopsis jadinii is the source of this 423-nucleotide messenger RNA. It is a transcript of the gene PFD1, whose product is annotated as prefolding complex chaperone subunit. Gene Ontology annotation, molecular function: protein folding chaperone. Gene Ontology annotation, cellular component: prefoldin complex; cytoplasm. NCBI's taxonomy places the organism in Eukaryota, Fungi, Ascomycota, Saccharomycetes, Phaffomycetales, Wickerhamomycetaceae. Gene Ontology annotation, biological process: protein folding. The coding region runs from base 1 to 366 and encodes 121 amino acids. The transcript is spliced from 2 exons. The record is from RefSeq and is a predicted model, not a curated record.
AUGUCGAUGAGCGAAGGCCAACUACAAAACUUACUACAAGAGCUCUCCGCUUCUCAUCAGCAAUACACUGCACAGCUUCAAGCCACCCUUGGAUCACUACGCACGGUUGCAAGGGAUGAGGCCUUACUAAAGGCGACGCAGAAGGAACUAGGAGCAUGCACAAAGGCCGGCGAUUCUGUAUGGAGUGGUGUAGGCAAGAUGUUCUUGAAGACGCCAAUUGAUGAGUACACGAGUGAGCUCGGCAACAAGUCCCAGGAACUCAGUGAUAGACAGUCUGCGCUUGAAAAGAAGAAGGACUACUUGGAAAUUAGUGUAUCCAAGACACAGGAUAGUCUAAAGCAGAUUCUCGGUGGUGCAAAGAAGUGAAUAUUAUAUAUAUAUAAUACGUUGAUACUAGUAGUAGCCCAAUGUUUUAUGUUCUUG